AUGAAUGCUAUAGAUCGAGUCCCAACUGCUGCUACUAUUGCUACUUUUUCCAGUGCUCAAUUUUACCAUCUUGCUUUCAACUUCAAUGGCGGCUUGGUGGGUCCCAAACUUGAAUUUUGGGUUUCAGUUAGUAUUAACUCUGAUGGCAAUGUGUAUUGGAAGGUUUCUUGUUCUGGCGUGUGUGGUGAGCUUGGGGUGACACUUCAUUUGGUAGUGGAGAUGCCGCCUUCCCCGGCAUUGAGAUUCUCUCCUGGGAGAGAGCCAAGAGUUGAUGGUCACAAGCGGGGACGCAGUCUUGAGAGUGGAUUGCUUUUCCGGGAGAAGGAUGAUGAUCUUACUUUGUUCAAUGAAAUGCAAUCCAGAGAGAAGGAGGGCUUUUUGCUUCAGUUGACAGAUGAUUUGGAAGACUCAUUCUCUACAAAGUUGAAGCAUAUUUCUGAUGUCAACCUUGGAAUCUCCAUUCCUGGUCGAGGAGAAAGCAGUGACUUGCUUAAUGAUGGUGAAAAAAAUGAUUACGACUGGUUAUUAACGCCCCCAGACACACCACUAUUUCCUUCGUUAGAUGAUGAGCCAUCACUGACUAGUUUUGGAAGCAGAGGAAGGCCUCAGAGUAAACCCAUUUCCAUAUCAAGAUCUUCUACGAUGGAUAAAAGUUACAGAAGCAGUAGGGGCAGUGCAAGUCCCAAUCGCUUAAGUCCAUCCCCUCGAUCAGGAACUAGCACAUUGCAAGCAAGGGGAAGGCCAUCGUCAGUGCCAAAUUCCAGUCCAACCCCAAACAUGCGGUGUGCCACUCCAUCGAGAAGAUCAUCUCCACCUCCAAGUAAGUCCAUGACACCUGCUUCCAAGUAUUCCACCUAUACCCCCCGGAGGAUGAGCACUGGUUCCAGUGGUUCUGUAGUCUCAUCAGGAGUUAGGGGAACUUCCCCAGUGAAGACAAAUCGGGGAAACUCUGCAUCACCAAAGAUAAGGGCUUGGCAAACGAAUAUUCCGGGCUUCUGUUCUGAAUCUCCUCCCAAUCUUCGUACAUCUCUGACUGAUCGACCAGCAUCAUAUGUUAGGGGCUCAUCUCCAGCAUCCAGAAAUGGUAGGGACUCUGCCUCCAAAGUCAACAGGCAAUCAAUGUCUCCAACUGCUUCUAGGAGCAGUAGUUCUUUUCAGAGUCAUGAUCGAGACCAAUUGAGCUCACGCAGCAAAGGUUCCAUUGCAUCGUCUGGUGAUGAUGAUCUAGACUCUCUGCAAUCCAUCACAGUUGGUAGUAUGGACAGAUUAAGUUCAAGGAGGGGUGCUUCAUUUUCCACCAACAGAAAUCCUACCAUUUCCAAGAAAUCAGCCAGGAUUGUGUCCCCAAGUUCUGCUCCUAAAAGAUCAUUCGAUUCAGCUAUCCGGCAAAUGGAUAGAAAAAAUCCUCAGAACAUGUUCAGGCCACUCUUAUAUAGCGUUCCGAGUACAACCUUUUAUGCUGGAAAAGCAAAUUCUGCACAUCGUUCCCUUGUAUCCAGGAAUUCAUCUGUUACUACAAGCAGCAAUGCAAGCUCUGAUCAAGGUACAACCUUUGCUCUUGACACUGAAGGGAGUGAACAUAAUCAAGAUGAUAUGGCAAGUGAAGCUGAUAAGAUACUAUAUCCUGAUGUACAUGAAGUGUUUGUCUUUGAUAAGAUUGAUGCAUUAAAUGCAAAAAUUGAGCAAGAGAUUAAUAGGGAAUCAGUACGUAUCCUGCAAAACGAGACCAGAGACCCAAAGACUGUUUCUGGUCCAAUUGAAUCUGAAGAUUCUGUAUCCCACAUUCAUAUUGACACUAUAGUUGAUGAAAGUUCAGACAUUUCACGUGUUAGAGGUGACAUUUCUGAAACUGGUAGUUUUGAAAAUUCAGCACUCUGUUCUCAUUGUGGUGGUUGUUAUGAGGUCACUAAUCAUGCUGAGAAGAAUACUGGGCUCUGUCCAGAAUGCAGCAGGAAAAUCUCAUUGUUGCGAGUCAUCUUCCCUGAGACAACUUUGGCAGUGUCUAAAGACCCUCCAUUGAUUACAACCAACAUUCCUAAAGAAGAAGAAUCAUUUUCUGAAACAAACCAAUUAAUGGUUGCUUUGGAACUGCCUGAAGAGACUAAUGUGCGUAACUUAAGGUUUUCCCAUGGUGAACAGGAUGCUGAGGAAAGUCUAACUUCAUGCAGUGAACUAAAGCAGGAUCACUCACAAAACAUUCCUUUUCCAAAUUCAUUGGUGGAGGGAAGUAGACAGACAUCUGGCAAACAGCUAGAGAUGAACCAAUCAGGAGUUGAUUACAAGAAGCCUCAUAAUGAAUUUGGGGAUAAGCAUCACUCAAGUGGUCACCCUAAUUUGAGCAUGGACCCAGUGGAAGGCACUGGCAUUUCUGUAUUGCUGGAAAGGACUAGCAGCAACAAAGGACCUGUAAUCCAGAGCAGGAGUUUUACUGCCACAACCAUAUCUUACGAUGAUCUGUCUCUUGCUAGAGACAGUGUCAGCAGUUUUAGAAGCUCAACAAGACCUGGUAGUUAUUCUGCCUCAUCAUCAAUUGAUCUUGGCUCCGCUAGGCAAACAGAGUUUCGUGCACAGAGGCAGUUCAGUAGCAGGAAACUGGAUGUGGACUGUGGAUAUGACUUAAGGAUCAAGCCUCCAAGCACUGCUUCAUCUUUGUCUGGAGCUUCAAACCAUUCUCGCCAUGAGUUAGGUCUUGCAACUCAAGAGACUGCUGGCAAUACAGAAUAUGGCUUUGUAGAAGAGGGACCCCAAGUUUUUCAAGAAAUUCAUGCUUCAGGAAAUACAGUGACAGAGAUAAUUGAUCCUUCUUCCAUUGAUUUAGUUGUUGAGGAAGUUAAAUUUGAAAAUGAUGAUAGUAGUAGAUUAAAUAAUGCUUGCAGCUCAGAAUUUUUAAGUCAGGCUGCUGUUGUUCAGUCUGAUGACAAUCUGGUCACAUCAAUUCCAAAUCAUGGGGAUUGUAUGUCACAUGAAAAUGUUGAUGAUCAUCCAAAUAAUGCCAGGGAUGUCUCAGAUACAGAAACAUCAGCUAAGGUUCCAGAGUUAUCCAGUCAAGAGAAACAUGAUGUACAGAAGUCCAAUGUUAAUGAUGCGGAUGCUUUGGUUACAACCAGCUGUUCCCCAAUUACAGAAUCAGAAAUAGAAGGGGAAAACUAUUGCGAGAAUAAUAUUGGCAAUGUGAAUGAUGAUGAUCUGCCAAAGAGGGCCCUUGAUGACUUUCGGGAACCUUCUGCCCAAAAUUCUUCUAAUGAUUCUUAUGCUGCUUCUAUUUCAGAGGUCAAUGUCUCUGAGUCCCAUGGCAUUGAGGGAUCGACAGUUACAGUGGAGUGUCAAGGUGCAGGCAAUUCUAGAAGUCUGACACUUGAAGAGGCAACCGAUACAAUCCUUUUUUGCAGUUCCAUUGUCCAUGAUCUUGCAUAUCAGGCUGCCACAUUAGCAAUGGAAAAGGAAUACUCUGACCCAUUUGAAGGUUCUGAACCAACUGUGACCUUAUUGGGGAAAGCUAAUUCUGAUAGAAAUAGUCGCAGCAGACAUGUCAGCAAGCGUACUUCAAAAUCCCAAAAGACCAAGACCAAGCAGAGGAGGGUGGAAACUGAUGUCGAAACCCCUUCUGAUAAGACUGAGAAUGAUGAAAAUAUUGACGAGUCUUUCACACACAAUGUUGGGCUUCCUAACAAGGUAGAUAGUAUGAAACCCCCCAAGCUUGAAUCAAAGUGCAAUUGCAUCAUAAUGUGA
Molecule: messenger RNA, 3729 nt
Organism: Sphenostylis stenocarpa
Lineage: Eukaryota; Viridiplantae; Streptophyta; Magnoliopsida; Fabales; Fabaceae
Source: the annotation of a GenBank genome assembly